AUGUAUAUCGGCUUAGAAGCGCUUAAAUAUUUUUUUGAAACCAUGAAAUUUUUUCAGGAUGAAAAUGGUACUUUAAUGCUUGAUCCUUCUGUACUGAUAUAUUGUAGUGCAGAUAUUGAUGCAAUAUGUGCGGCGGAAAUAUUUAAGAAAAUGUUUUUUUUAAAACACGUAAUAUGGAGUCUGACACCUAUUAGAUUCAGUAAUGAUUUUACUAAGAGUGUUGAGAAACCAAGUCCACUAGCGAAAUCGUUACGAGCAAUUAUUUUAUUGAAUGUUGGAGGAGACAUUAAUAUCCCCGAAUUUUUUGAUUUAAAAAAUCAUUUAGAAUUAAGUGUAAUAGUGAUUGAUAGUCUAAAUCCAAUUAAUCUACGGAAUCUUUACGAAGAUACAAAAAAUGUGUUUUUAUUAUUAAAUGAAAAUUCUGCUGAUGAUCAAGCAUUAUUAGAAAAGGCACUUUCGAAAGAACGUAAAGAGAAUCGUAUGAUACCUGAUGAUGUUGAUGAUUACGGAUAUCCAAUAAGGAAUGGGGUAUCAUUUGGUUCGUAUAAUCAAAGAGGAAUAAGACCGCCAAAGAGAGAAAAAUAUGGACCAUCAAUUGCACUGCAGACUUACAUUCUUUCAUCAAAAAAUUUAUUAAAAGACAAUGAUAUGCUAUGGCUCGCCAUAAUAGGUCAAACGAGUCUUUUCAUAUCACGAAAGAUUGUAUUUGAAGAAUAUGAAGAGACAAUAAAAUUUAUAGAUGCCGAAGUUUCGGAAUUAAAUGAUAUUUCAACAAUUGAACGUGUUCAUAGAUUUCAUGCUGUACCUUCUCACCCUGGAAUGAAACUUAAAGGAAAUCAACCAACAAGUUUAGAUCGAAUGUUAAGAAAUUUGGGUAUACCGUUUAAAGCGGCGAAACAAUUUUUUCCAGCUAUGGAUAUUACAGCAGCCAAAUCAUUUGCUACAGGAAUAGCAACGGAAGGACCAAAAUAUGGAUUUAUGAAUCCUGUUUAUGCUUCAUAUUGUAAAUUUUAUGGUUAUGGUCGACCAUCAUUAUCGGCUAGUGAUGUGGUUUAUGGAUUAAUUACUUUAUUGGAAAUAAAACAAUCAGCUUCGAUAGAAUUUAAUGUUGAAGUUCAAUGGAUAAAUGAUUAUGAUGGAAAUGAUAUAUGGUUAAAUAAUUUUUAUACUGCUGUGGAAGCAUUAAAGAGCCAAACAGAAAUUAAUUUGCUAUUAGAAGCUAUAAAUCUACGAAAAGUAUUACAACCUCAUUUUCUUGUUGAAAAAGAAAAAGAAGGUUUUAUACUGUAG
This is a messenger RNA of Diversispora eburnea, 1290 nucleotides long. The record is from the annotation of a GenBank genome assembly. NCBI's taxonomy places the organism in Eukaryota, Fungi, Glomeromycota, Glomeromycetes, Diversisporales, Diversisporaceae.